Frieseomelitta varia is the source of this 1644-nucleotide messenger RNA. Its product is annotated as sialin-like. The transcript has 6 exons. The record is from RefSeq and is a predicted model, not a curated record. Gene Ontology annotation, biological process: monoatomic anion transport; transmembrane transport. Gene Ontology annotation, molecular function: transmembrane transporter activity. Bases 180 to 1556 code for a protein of 458 amino acids. NCBI's taxonomy places the organism in Eukaryota, Metazoa, Arthropoda, Insecta, Hymenoptera, Apidae.
GGCCGUUGAAUGCGGAGGAGGAACGACUUUCGCGGAUCGGAUCGAUGCGGAAAGAGACGAACGCAAUAUCGCACGAACGCGUACGUAAAAUUGAAGCGUGAUGCUCGUCAACGUGACGAGCCGAGAGCAGCCAGAGGAUUGAAAUCCCCCCCACCGUACUUGAACAGGCAGGCAGAAAUAUGGCGGAGAUCGUGAGGUUCAUGUUCGCCAUAAUGCUGUGCGUUGCCAACAUGAUCAUCUACGGGCUGAAGGUGAACAUAGCGACGGCGAUCGUGGGCAUGGUGAAGGCUAGAAACAUCACCGCGGUCGACAGUGAGCCCCCCGAGUGCGACUUCGAGGACGAGGCGGUCGCGACGGUCGACAUAGACGGACCUUUCGACUGGUCAACGACGGAGCAAGGCCUGGUCGUCAGCAUCUACUUCGCCGGUUACCUCGUGGGCAUGUUCCCCGCGGGAUACUUCGCCGAUCGCUUCAACACCAAGAACGUGUUGUUGAUCUGCGUGCUGGCCAACGCGAUCCUCACGCUGUUGGUGCCGAUAUCGGCUCCGGUGCUCGCGCUGCUCCUGACCGUGAGAUUCAUCACGGGCGUGCUGAGCGCCGCGAAUCUGCCAGUGGUGAACGUUCUCGUGGGCAAGUGGAUCAUCUUCGAGGAGAAGAGCAUGUGGGGUGCCAUCAUCUACGCCGGGAUAUCGCUCGGCACCGUGAUCUCUAUCUUGAGCUCCGGCCUGAUACUCAACUGCUUGGGAUGGGAGGCGGUAUUCUACAUUCACGGCACGCUGCCGUUGAUCUGGUGCGCCGUGUUCUACUGGUUCUUCGCCGACAAUCCGGAAACGCAAAAGUACAUCAGCGAGGAGGAGAGACGCAGGAUCGUGACCAGUUACGGGCACCGAGGGCCUGAGUCCACGAAGAUGGCCGUCCCGUGGAAAUCCAUAUUCACGUCGGUACCGUUCUGGGCCCUGAUCUACACCAACACUUUCGGCAACUUUUGCUGGUACUUUCUACUGACCCAGCUACCUUUGUACAUGAACAAGAUACUGAGGUUCGACAUCACGUCGAAUGCUUCCCUGAGCUGUACUCCAUAUCUGAUAAAUGCAAUAGUGAACCCAUUCCUUGGCAGAUUACUGGAUUGGGGCAGAGCAAACCAGUACUGGACGCAGACUCGUGCUCGGAAAAUCGCGGUAUUUAUAAGCUGCAUUCCACCGAGUAUAUGCCUCCUCAUAAUCGCUUAUAUCGGCUGCGAACGGACAAUUUCCACGAUACUGUUGAUAAUGAGCAUAGUAUUGUGCGGUGCGAUUUUUGUUGGGCAUCUCAUCAAUCACGUUGAUCUGGCACCGAACUAUGCUGGAAUCUUAAUGGGCAUUACAAACACUCCCGGCACAAUUUCUGCAUUUGUUUUGCCUGCUUUGGUAGGCGCGCUCAUGGAACACGGGCACGCUAUGGCAAGAUGGAGGAUAGUUUUCUGGAUCACUAUUGUCGCUCAAUGCUCUGCGUUCGUUGUGUUUUCAAUUUUCGGAUCGGCAGAAAUCCAAGAAUGGAAUCAGCAACCAGAAGCAUAAUGGUAAGGACGAAACUUCGAACGACUAACAAUUAAUUCAGAAAUUGUAGAUGAAUAUGUUUCUCCGAAAUAAACGUAAAUGAACAUCU